AUGGCUCGAGUGCCAUUGUGGAGGACCUUGAAGAAUGAUUCAGUGUCUCCCACACCUGGCCGAAAAUGUGGUGCUCAGUGGGCACGGAAGAUCAAGACCACGUCUCUGGUCGCAGCUGGUGACGUUGAGGAGAUCUGGGCGCUGUAUGUUCAACUUUUUGAGACCAAACCUGCUGAGUUGGACGCACCAGAACUCGCAGAGGAGCAUGAAGACAGCAGCAGAAACACGUGGAAUGACACAUCUGAGGACCUUGGGGUCGAUGAUGGUGGAAAGCCAGCGCUAUUCAACGAAUUUCGGUCGAAAAUUGGUUUGUGCGUGUGGGACGAGGGCACAUCGUCGAAGUUCCUCAAAGACAACGACGACAUGGAUCCGUUGUUGCUGCUGUGGCAUCAGUGUGUUGGUGUGGUGGUGAUCGUCAAUAAGAUCUGGUCUGCCAGCCAGAAGGAGGACAAGGUUCCAGGUAUUGUUGUCGCAGACAAGGUGGGCGUUGGUAAGACGGCCUUGACCAAGUAUCCCACUGUGGAGAACAAGUUUGGCGAGUUUUUCAACGGUCCUUGGGCGAUGUCUGAGCCUCUAGAAGCGGCCCAUUCAGUUCCCAUUGCAACAAUGUCAGCCACUCCACUUAUUCACCGUAUCAUAUUAGUCAAUCACUCCUCCAUGGGCACGAGCGGCAAAGUAUUUGACACUCGCAAAGGUCUCGCUGGACACAAUAGCAAUAAGGCAUUGCACAACACAUGCUCUCUGCAGAAACGCAAGCAGGCCACCAAAUGCAUCUGGGCUCUUCAAAAAUUCCUCACCAUGUCAGUCGAUGAGGUCCAUGAGAUGCGGAAUCUCACCGUGACCCUUGAAAUCACAAAAGUAGCGCUCGUGAAAUUGCUUGCCACGGGCACCCCAUUGUACACAGGGCCAAUGGACCUUUGCAACUUUGGCCGGUUGGCAAGGAUUCCUUAUUUCAUGGGCAAAGCUGGCGACGAACACGACAAGGCUCACGUGAAGCAACUGCGCGCCGCACAUCGAGCAAUAAUGAAAGAGGACAAAAGUGAUGCCACUGCACACACCAUUCAUCUGAUGGCCGGUGGAUUGUCCAACACCGAUGAUGGGCCUGAAGCCAGGUGUGGUUACAGUGGUCGGGUCAUUCGACGGACAGUGGAGUCACAGACUUUCGACAACCGCAAGAUCAACGACACAUUGAUGCCUUACAAGAUGGCAAUCCUCCCCGUGCUCCUCGACGACACGGAGCUCGAGAUUAACAUGAGUGUCAUGGCUCAAAUCACAGGCUCAGCAUGA
This is a messenger RNA of Suillus clintonianus, 1287 nucleotides long. RefSeq lists its product as uncharacterized. Lineage: Eukaryota; Fungi; Basidiomycota; Agaricomycetes; Boletales; Suillaceae. The coding region runs from base 1 to 1287 and encodes 428 amino acids. The record is from RefSeq and is a predicted model, not a curated record. The transcript has 8 exons.